AUGUCCAGAACUCCCGAGGACUGCAAGCGCCAAGACGGCGAUCAUGAACCAACGACUCCGACAAGCGGAGAGCGGAGGGAAUGCCCUACUUUGUCGUCUGGAGAUGAAGCCGCUGUCAGAGCCGCCACAGUUUGUGGGGACUGCCUGGCGGUCGCCCUCGGAGCUGCCACGACUGUUUCUCUCGCGCUCUUGCAGGCGGGCGCGCUUAUCGCUGAUGUUUGUUGGCGCGUUAUUAGCAAGUCUUGCUGCGACAGCGGCGUACCGAAUGGGCCGCCCCGGUACUACGUCCCCAGCAACCGGGUGGCAUACGUGUACGAGGAGCCUUUGCGGGUGUACGUCCCCCGCGCUGCCAGCGGGUACUACAGUGGCUCCACCAACACCUUCAUUCCCACGACGCCGUAUCUCUAA
Messenger RNA from Besnoitia besnoiti, 408 nucleotides. RefSeq lists its product as uncharacterized. NCBI's taxonomy places the organism in Eukaryota, Apicomplexa, Conoidasida, Eucoccidiorida, Sarcocystidae. The coding region runs from base 1 to 408 and encodes 135 amino acids. The record is from RefSeq and is a predicted model, not a curated record. The transcript is spliced from 2 exons.